AUGUGGUAUCUCCCUAUAGCUGAUAGGUUGAAGAGAAUGUAUCAGAGCAAGAAGACUGCAGCGGCAAUGAGGUGGCAUGCUGAGCACCAAGCAAAAGAGGGAGAAAUGUGUCAUCCAUCUGAUGCGGCGGAGUGGAAAAACUUUCAAGAAAUACAUCCCCGGUUUGCCGAAGAACCACGUAAUGUUUAUCUUGGAUUAUGUACUGAUGGAUUCAAUCCAUUUGGAAGGUCUCAUAAUCAUUCGUUGUGGCCUGUGAUCUUGACUCCGUAUAAUCUGUCCCCCGGUAUGUGCAUGAAAACAGAGUACAUGUUUCUUACAAUGCUAAAUUCCGGGCCAAAUCAUCCACGAGCUAGUCUUGAUAUCUUCCUCAAACCUCUGAUUGAGGAGUUAAAAGAACUAUGGUCAACUAGAGUUGAAGCAUACGAUGUGUCCUUGAAUCAAAAUUUUAACCUAAAAGCCGUGCUUCUGUGGACGAUAAGCGACUUUCCGGCGUACAGCAUGCUUUCCGGCGUACAGCAUGCUUUCCGGAUGGACGACCCAUGGAAGACGUGUUGGUUUGAUUGUCACCGAAGAAUUCUUCCUUGUAAUCAUCCACUGAGGAAGAAUAGAAAAGACUUCUUGAAGAGAAAAUAUGCGGUAAAUGAAGUUCUACCUGAUUCUUUGACUGGUGAGCAAGUUUAUUCAGAGCAGUUAAAUGGUGUCAAUCCUCCUAAAACGUCUGUUUGCGGUGGAAAUGGUCAUGAAAAGAAGAAGCCUGGAUAUGGAAAGUACCAUAAUUGGCACAAGGAAAUCAUAUUUUGGGAGUUGCCAUACUGGAGGGAUCUAAUUCUCCGUCAUAAUCUUGAUGUGAUGCAUAUCGAGAAGAAUUUUUUCGACAACAUCAUGAAUACUCUUAUGAAUGUGAAGGGUAAAUCGAAAGACACAAUCCAGUCAAGAUUGGAUAUAUCAGAGUUUUGUGAUCGGCCACACUUACAUGUUGAUGGUGAUGGUCAAGCUCCAUUUCCUCCCUACACAUUGGACGAAGCCGGGAAAAAAAGUUUAUUGGAAUGUGUGAAACACGAAGUUAAAUUUCCCGACGGUUAUGCUUCAGACUUAGCUAAUUGUGUUGAUAUGGAGAACAACAAGUUCUCUGGCAUGAAGAGUCAUGACUGCCAUGUUUUUAUGGAGCGGCUACUUCCAUUUAUCUUUUCAGAACUCCUAGACAAAAAUGUCCAUCUUGCAUUAUCAGGUGAUGGAUUGUUUACACGAUUUGAUGAAGGUGAAGUCCCUGUAUAUUGUGUCCAUGGAGUGCCUGAUAUAUUUACACAUGUAGGUCGUCCGAGUGGAGAAAUGCAAGAGAUAUGGCUUUCCGAGAAAGACUAUAACUGCGCACAUUCAUAUGUAUUGCGAAAUUGUGAUUAUUUUCAGCCAUUUGAGAGGAUGUUUGAAGAUUAUCUAACUGCAAAAUACGUAGACAUUUCCGAGAAAGAACUCUCCACAAAGAGAGCUGACGAAUAUCAUAUAUGGGUGAAAGAUUACGUUCGUUACUGGAGCAACACACACGAGUUUCCUGUGUGGGUCAAAAAUAUUGCGAAUGGACCCGUAAAUAAGGCCAAAACCUGGCCCAUCUACUUCACCAGAGAUUUCUUAUUUCAUACGCAAGAGCAUGGUGAGGGACGAAAGACUUGCAACUAUGGCAUAUGUGUUAAAGGAGAGAGUUACACAAAUGCAUCAGAUGAAGCUGAUUACUAUGGGAUCUUAACUGAUAUCAUUCAAAUUGAGUAUGAGGGGGUGGUGAAUUUGAAAAUUACACUUUUUAAGUGUAAGUGCUAUGAUCCUGUGAUUGGUAGAGGCACUCGGCGGAGCAAUGGUGGCAUCGUGGACGUUCUUUCAUCGAGGAAAUACUAUGAAUACGAACCAUUUAUUCUAGGAGAAUACGAAGACAACGAACCGAUAGUGUUACAACAAGACAAUGAUGAUGCUGUAUUGAUGACUACAAUUGAAGAUAUACCAGUCGACCAUUUGUUACAUGCUCGAGGAGAACCGAUUAAUCUUGAUAUUGAUGUCGAAGAUGCAGAACCGGAGGAUGAAUUCCAAUGUAAUCUAUCCUCGACUUCUUCUGAUGAUGAAGGUGAAGAUGGAGAAACACCAUCCUAA
This is a messenger RNA of Brassica napus (rape), 2136 nucleotides long. RefSeq lists its product as uncharacterized. The record is from RefSeq and is a predicted model, not a curated record. The coding region runs from base 1 to 2136 and encodes 711 amino acids. Lineage: Eukaryota; Viridiplantae; Streptophyta; Magnoliopsida; Brassicales; Brassicaceae. The transcript has 7 exons.